AAAUUAACAAUCAAGGAGGUGGUCACAGAGGUUGGAAAUGUAACUAUUGUAAUGAGGAAAAUUUACGUGCAUCAGAUUUGAAUAUGAACACACAUUUAAGUCUGAUUUGUCAAAGUGUUUUACUUGAAAUUAAACAAGACUGUUUACGAAACUUUCCAGCACCAACUAAAAGAAAAAAGACUGUACAUGAGAUUGUUAGUGAUUCACAACCACGAAUUGAUAGUAAAUUUCAAAGUAUUAGUGUAAUGGAUCCUGGACAAGAGCAAUUAUGUCAUAAAGCACUAACUCGAUUUUUUGUCU
Molecule: messenger RNA, 300 nt
Organism: Racocetra fulgida
Lineage: Eukaryota; Fungi; Glomeromycota; Glomeromycetes; Diversisporales; Gigasporaceae
Source: the annotation of a GenBank genome assembly